Exophiala aquamarina CBS 119918 is the source of this 1434-nucleotide messenger RNA. RefSeq lists its product as uncharacterized. Gene Ontology annotation, molecular function: DNA-binding transcription factor activity, RNA polymerase II-specific; zinc ion binding. Gene Ontology annotation, biological process: regulation of DNA-templated transcription. The record is from RefSeq and is a predicted model, not a curated record. The coding region runs from base 67 to 1434 and encodes 455 amino acids. The transcript is spliced from 3 exons. NCBI's taxonomy places the organism in Eukaryota, Fungi, Ascomycota, Eurotiomycetes, Chaetothyriales, Herpotrichiellaceae.
AUCUCGACCCGGCAGCUGUAUGGUGCAGACUUUGAAUUCUUCAGGCGAACUGAUCGGGGAGUUCAUAUGCCCUUGGGUCAAAAUACUCACCUCCCAGAACAUUAUGAUACUGCCAGUCAUCUCAGCAAUAGAACCACCCCCUCUUCAGAAGGAGAGAGCCGAACCGCUGGAGGCACAAGAAAGCGGGUUCCGGUUGCGUGUGAGCGAUGUCGAAAACGAAAGAUCAAAUGCAGUGGCAAUGAGGGAGAAAAUUCGAGUUGUAUCAACUGCAAAAAUGCAGGCUACGCUGACAAUUGUCGCUUCCUACGGGUCUCUUCGAUGGAGACAGCACCCUUGGCUCUUCGUGCAUGGCAGCAGCCAAAUCACCGAUAUUCACCCUACCCACACCUUCAUCAUCGGAUGACCUACAUUCCAAUGACUCCAAGAUACAACCCACCAACACCAAUGCAAUAUCCAACAGUACCAAGCAGUGUUGAAUAUGGCUCAUAUGCCGGUUCAGCUCAGAAUAUUGACUGGACAAGAGCCUCAUAUGUUGCUCAGUAUCCGACCUACGGAGAAGAAGAGGAAACUAGCCCCUAUUUAAGCCAGCCACCUCCAUACAUUCUUCCCCAUACUGACCCGAUGGCUUCACGCAACGGCUACUAUGUGAAUCCAAAUGGAGUGCGACCACAGCCAGGUGCAAUGUGGUCGGAUCAGCAACAGACUCCGAUUCAACAAAACACAAAUCUGCCCACAACUACCUAUGCACAAUCUACUGAAGCUCCGCUACCUUUCCAAUCCACUGGUGUGGCAUCAAACCUCCCAUCCGACAGAACCUUACCAGAUCCAAUCAGAGCGCCCAAUUACCUGGCAGCAGCACAGCCUACCAUGGACAAUUUGACCAUUCCGAAUCAGAGUCAGCGAAACUCUAAUGGCUGGAGCAUCAGCGCUUCAACAUCAACUACAAACAUGACUUCUCAAGUCGAGAUAGGAGCUGGCCGAGCCCAGGCCAGCGAACAGAGAAACACUCCAUACCGGCUGCAAGAGCUUGCUUAUGGCCACUUAGCACUGAACGAAGCACUCUCCAGUACACCCCUUUCAGAAGGGCUUCCCACCGGCAUCGUCGAACCCCAACCUUCGGCCCCAGGAUCAACGACCGAAGACCACCACUCCCAGCGACCUAGUCAGAGAAUUCUUUCACAAGAUAACUUGAGAUCAGCUUCAGAAGCUCCCUCGGUGUCAUACGGUUACACAAGUGCGAUAACUGGGUGUACCUCGCAACUUAGGGGUACCUCAGGUCAAGUUUCCGCCGGGCUGUUAUAUUGCAGCACACAGCCCACGGUGUCACAACGAGAAUCAGGCUCGGAAGACUGCAGUCCCGAUUGUGCCAGUUGCCCUACAGACUCGACCAGAUCUUCCAUCACAUCAAUGAGUAAUGCUUCUUCCGGAUAUUAA